CAGGCAGGGAGAGAUGUGCCGCUCGGAGCCGCGCUGAGUGUCUGUCGCCUCGGGUUAAAUUUCAGCGCGGCAGCGCUCGGGUUUCUCUCCGGGAGAUCAGGUUUACGACGUAUCGGCUGCCUCUCUUCUCCUCUCUCUUUCCCUCCCUCCCUCCCUUCUUUGGCGCUCUCCCGCUGCCCACCACUGCCCUUUUUCUUCCGUCCACACAUAUUCACACUUUGACUGGAAGUUUUUUUUUUUUUUUUUUCCCCGGCAGAGCUGCUCCACUGUCCGCGGUGCGCGCUCGGAGAGCCGGGAGGCAUGAAGCGACAUUAGGAACAAAUAACCGUGGGAAAGAAAAAAGAGAGAAAGAGGACAACAGGACGAAGGGAAUAAAAGAAUAAAACAGUCUGAGUGAAACAGGAACCAGGACGACGUCCAAGGGAGCCUGGGUGCAACAGUGGAACCUCCUCUUUGAGAGAGCUUUUCUCCUCUGGAUGGUAUGGCUGAAAUGCUGAAUCCGCCGGGCCUGCUGACUAUGCCCCGGAGCCCCACCUCCAGUGAGGAUGAGAUGGCCCAGAGCUUUUCUGACUACUCCGACGACUGUGACUCCGACAGCUCCCACGAAGAGACCAUUUACGAGACCAUAAGGGCCACCGCCGAGCCAUCGCGGAACCACAUGGACGACAUUCACAUCAACUCGCUGGUCAUCCGCAUCCUCAUCCCCGACCUGCAGCAGACGAAAUGCAUGCGGUUCAACCCGAAUGCGACGGUCUGGGUUGCAAAGCAGCGGAUCCUGUGUACACUUAAUCAGAGCCUGAAAGACGUGCUCAACUAUGGGCUUUUCCAGCCAGCUAGCAAUGGGAGGGACGGCAAGUUCCUGGAUGAAGAGCGCUUCUUUCGAGAGUACCCCCAGCCAAUCAGCAAGGGCGUCCCGUCUUUGGAGUUCCGCUACAAGAGCAGAGUCUACACGCAACCCAACGUGGACGAGAAACAGAUUGCCAAACUUCAUACAAAGGCCAAUCUGAGGAAGUUCAUGGACCUCAUCCAGCAUAAUCAGGUGGACAAAGUGUCUAAGAUGUUGGAGAGAGGCUUCGACCCCAACUACCAUGACAGUGAGACCGGUGAGAGUCCUCUGACAUUGGCAGCUCACCUGGACAACAUGGUGGAGUUGAUCAAGGUGCUGAAGACGGGCGGAGCUCACCUGGACUUCAGAGCCAAAGAUGGCACGACUGCCCUCCACAAAGCCGCGCGCUCCAGGAACCUCGUUUCACUCACGACCCUGCUGGAGUUGGGAGCUUCUCCGGACUACAAGGACAGCCGUGGUCUGACUCCUCUGUAUCACAGCGUGAUGGUGGGAGGAGACCCGGGCUGCUGCGAGCUCCUGCUCAACCACCACGCCUCCGUCUGCUGCCAGGACGAGAACGGCUGGCAUGAAGUUCACCAGGCUUGCCGUCACGGCCACGUGCAGCACCUGGAGCAUCUGCUGUUCUAUGGCGCAGACAUGAGCGCCCAGAAUGCCUCGGGAAACGCUGCUCUCCACAUCUGUGCCCUAUACAACCAGGAUAACUGUGCCAGAGUGCUGCUUGUUCGUGGAGCCGACAAAGAAGUGAAGAACUACAACAGCCAGAGUCCAUUUCAGGUUGCCAUUAUUGCUGGGAACUUUGAGCUCGCUGAACUCGUCAAGAACCACAAAGAGACGGAUAUAGUGCCUUUCCGCGAGGCUCCAGCCUACUCCAAGCGCCGCCGGGGCCCGUCUUCUGGCAGCGGAAACGAGCCGUCCCCCUCCUCGUUAUCAGCGCCGCGGGUCCUGCUGCGCUCCAACAGCGACAACAACCUAACAGUCAGUCAGUACCAGCAGCAGCAGCAGCACGGGUCUCCUGGCAACUGGGCCCCCCAUCUGCAGCAACACGCCCAGCCCCACCCACACAGGGCCCCCCAGCAGGGUCUCUCGCAGCCUGGCUCCUCAGCAUUACACCGCAGCCUGUCACCCCAGCUGCUCCAGCAGAUGCCCAGCGGCAGCCCAAAUGGCAACGUGGUGGUCCGGACCAUGGGGAGGGGGGCACGGAGCCGCUCACCCUCCCUCAGCCGGCUUGGGGAGGAGGCCCGCCGAGCUCCGCCUGCACAGCGCCAGCCCAGUCCCAGCAGUCACGGCGAGGCUGUAGGCACCAGGAGGAAGCUGUACAGCGCCGUUCCUGGCAGACAUUUCGUGGUGGUUCGUCCUUACAUCGCCCAGGCCGAGGGAGAGAUCAACCUGUACAAGAGCGACAGGGUCAAAGUUCUGAGCAUCGGGGAGGGGGGUUUCUGGGAGGGCAGCGCCCACGGCCAGGUGGGCUGGUUUCCAGCCGACUGUGUGGAGGAGAUCCCGGCCAAGGCCGCCGACGAGAGGAGCUAUUCCCGAGCAGACCGCGCUGACAGACGGAAGCUCUUCAGACACUACACGGUGGGCUCCUACGACAGCUUCGACGCCUCAAGUGACUGCGUGGUGGACGAGAAGACGGUGGUGCUCCAGAAAAAGGAGAAUGAGGGAUUUGGCUUCGUCCUGCGAGGGGCAAAAGCGGAUACGCCCAUCGAGGAGUUCACCCCCACGCCGGCCUUCCCCGCCCUGCAGUACCUGGAGUCUGUGGACGAGGGAGGAGUGGCAUGGCAGGCGGGACUCCGGACCGGCGACUUCCUCAUCGAGGUGAACCAGGAGAAUGUGGUGAAGGUGGGCCACAGACAGGUGGUCAACAUGAUCCGCCAGGGAGGCAACCGGCUCCUGAUCAAGGUGGUGACAGUGAGCCGGAAUCUGGACCCCGACGACACGGCACGCAAAAAAGCCCCUCCGCCUCCAAAGAGAGCCCCGACCACCGCCCUGUCCAUGCGCUCCAAGUCCAUGACCUCUGAACUGGAGGAGCUUGUGGAUAAAGCCACUCUAAGGAAAAAGAAAGGUGACAAGGUUGAAGAGAUGACGCACGCCCAGAAGACCUCGCCUGUUGAUACGAAGAUUGCCACAAUCAAACCACGGCCAUCCAGUCGCUGUUUGGUUACGGCAGCUGAUAUGAAUUCCAUGUAUCAUGACCGCCAGGGAGUAGCAGUGGUGCCACCCACUGUGCCUGGGGCCUUUCUGGGGAUACCUGAAAAGAGCACUUUGAAAAAGCAAAAGUCCAUAGGUACAUCGGAGGAUGAGAAACAGGGAUUCCUCACACCUCCCCUACUCAAGUUCUCCCGCAGCCUCUCUAUGCCCGACACCUCAGAAGACAUCCCUCCUCCUCCAGCCAUCUCACCUCCUUCGCCACCGGACUAUAACUCAGCUGCUGCCCCAACACCCAAGAGCUACGGCACCACACGACCCAGCUUCACCCAGAAUUCACCCAAUGCAGUGAAGACGAUUAGCCGGACCACCGACGUUGGUACAUUAAGGCGCGGCUAUUUCCGCCAGAGCUCCGAGCACUUUGAGACCACACGGAUUCGAGGGCGCACACCAGUGCCGGAGAACCCUUACUCCGAGGUGGGCAAUAAGACACUGUAUGUGCCAGCCAAACCAGCUCGAAGGAAGGGCAUGCUAGUAAAGCAGCCCAACGUUGAGGACAGUCCCGAGAAAACGUGUCGCAUGCCAGCUAACCCCUCGGGCGCGGUUUCCAUGCCUACUACGCCAGUAGAACGAACUUGCUCUUCCAUUCCCAUCCCCACUAUCAUCGUUAAGGAGCCCUCCACCAGCAGCAGUGGAAAGAGCAGCCAGGGUAGCAGUAUGGAGAUCGAGCCCACCACCCCUGAACACCCACCUCUAACGCCCACUGUUUGUGGUUUGCGUCCUGAAGACCCUAUGUCUCUAAGCAACCCCUUUGCGGCAGCUAUUGCCGGAGCAGUACGGGACCGGGAAAAGAGGCUAGAGGCAAAAAAACAUUCAACUGCCUUCCAGUCAGUAGACAUGGGGGAUGAUGACUUCAGUGGUCCCACACCAACACCUCGCCUUCGCCAUUCAAAGUCUAUCGAUGAAGGCAUGUUUAGUAGCGACGAGCGGCUUCGAAGGAUAUUGGGUCCCCCUCUCGCAUCACAGCUUGGACCCCCUGUUGGGGGUGGUAGUGGCAACAUGACAGAUUUCAACACUCCUGAGCCUACAGUGGUACGGGAACCUCUAAACACUAGAACAGGCCAGUGUCCCAACCUGGACAGUCCUGUUAGUCUCCCAGCCACUCCUCCUAAGAGCCACUACAGGGCCAAUGGGACCUACCUCCAUCCUGUCACCGGCAAGCCCUUGGAUCCUAAUUCUCCACUUGCUCUGGCCCUGGCAGCUCGUGACCGGGCGAUGAAGGAGCAACAAAACCAUCCUCAGAAUCAGACACCAAAUCCUCCUCAGGUUCAGCAAACGCCCAAGCACGAAGCCCAGUCCCUCCCAAUUCAGCCAAGCCACAAACCAGACCUCAACCAACCGCUGUUUAUUGACACCAAACUACGCUCCGGGAUCGAGACAAGUUUCGCUGCAAUCUCCUCAGCAACCAUGGGCCGGCCUGGCCGAGGCGGUCUGCGGAGGCAGGCCACGGAGCAGAAGUAUGAGUCUGAUGGGGCACGGGAAGAACGGCAGCAUCAGGCAGCUGAGGAGAGGAAAAGUGCGCCAGCCGAUGUGGCAGACACAUCACCACCCAAGUCAGCCGGGCUGUUGAUGGUCCACACCAGCAACGAAGCAAGCAACAAGGUGAACAACCAAGAGGUGGAGGGGCAGGAUAGCAACAGGCCUUCUGAGCUGAAGGACCCCAACCAACCCGAUCCUGUCAACGCUACAACACUGUCCGUCAAUCCUCAGCCACCCUCAUCACGGAGGAGGAGCAUUCCCUUAGGCGAGUCCAUGGAUGAACCCGUAAAGCUGCCCUUCCGCAUCCCCCCUCCCCCUCUGGCCUCAGUUGACAUCGAUGAGGACUUUGAGUUCUCGGAGCCCCUUCCCCCGCCGCUAGAGUUUGCCAACAGCAUUGACAUUCCUGAUGACCAGGCUAGUGCCAUUGCAGAGAUGCUUCAUCAACAGAGACGGAAUGGGGGACACCCUCUACCCCCAUACCAUGCUCACGCCCCACCACCUGUCUCUGAUCAACAUAAACGGGUGGCAAACAGCAUGCCCCCCUCAUAUCCUCCCCCUCCACCUGACUCAGAGUCAGGGGUGGGUGACUCAGGCAUCGAGGAGGUAGACAGCCGCAGUAGCGGGGAUCCUCAGCACAUGGAGACCACCAGCACCGUUUCCAGCAUCUCCACCCUGUCAUCGGAGGGAGGCUUCUGCGACAGCGCUCUGGAGAGCCUUUACGCCACCGCAGACGGGCAUGCCUUCCUGGUGGAUCGGCCCCCUGUGCCACCCAAACCCAAGGGCAAGUCCGUCAUAAACAGAACAUCUCUUUAUCAUGACGCUCUCAUUGAAGAGCCCCCGGAGUCCUAUGGGUCGCCGCCUCAGGCCCCUCCCCCUCCCCCUUCGUCCUCUGAACCUCCUAGGACUCCAACUCAAAGGACAUCCAAGCUGUGGGGCGAUCAGCCCCCCGAGCUGCGCAGCCCCCCAUCCACACCAGACUCCAAGAACACAGUUAUCACCGAGCUGAGCUCCAUUCUGCAGCAAAUGAAUCGCGACAGGCCAGCCAAGCCAGGAGAAAGCCUCGACUCCCCCACGGGGACCAGGGGGGGCUUCGGAACAAGGCUUCCCGCAGACGACUCAGGGAUGCGUAACAACGCUGCGGCUGCUGCCCUCGCCUCCACCCCUCCCAGCAGCCUCCCCUCCCAGACGCACCCCUGCAGCCCGCCAGACUCCGGCUCCUCCCUCACCCCCUGCUCCUCACUGCCGCCCUCCGUGUCGCCCACCCUCACCGACGUCUUCGGCCUGCCCACCCCACCCAUGGGCAGCGGCGGCGCCUACAGCCUGAGCUCCUCGUGUGGCGGCAGCGGGAGCUCGCGCUCGCCGUCGCCGCUCACUCUGAUGCAGGCAGUGGCGGCCUCGGGCAAGCCGUUCGCCUCCAAGCCCAUGGAGCUGUGGAGCAAGCACGACGUGGCGGACUGGCUGGAGAGCCUGAACCUGGGCGAGCACCGGGACGCCUUCCUGGACAAUGAGAUUGAGGGCGCCCACCUGCCCUCGCUGCAGAAAGAGGACCUGAUAGACCUGGGCGUGACGAGGGUGGGCCACCGCAUGAACAUCGAGCGGGCCCUCAAGCUGCUGCAGGACAGAUAAGCCCCGAGGAGACGGGGUGGCGACGUGCGGAGUCCGGGGGCCGAGGAAAAGGGAGAGGGGAGGUGUUUCCGAUCACUUUUUACCGAUCUCUUCAUCAGACAUAAUCUCAAGUCGUUGAACUGGGUAGACGUUUUUUUUGUCCAAGCUGAUGCUGCCUCUUGCUGUUUUUUUGUCCUCUCUCAUCCUCCGCCGCCCUCAUCUCAGCGUUCCGGUCUUGUCCGCCCUCUUCAAUUUCUUCCCACCGCCCUGAGCAUCAGGGGAUCACGGGAUGUCGGGCGGAACCGCAGGGGGAGAGAGAAGAGUAUAGCUGCUAUGUCACAUCAAGGAGAGCAAAAAGCAGAAGAUGCCAGUACGAAGGACUGACCAGAAAACGAAAACAAACUCUGGAAUAAUGUGUGUACUCAAACACGUUUGGAAGUUUAUUUCACAUAAAAGACUCAUGCUCACCCAACUGCUUUGGAAUACUAAAAGACUUUUUCCAUACACCCCGGUGUGGGUGCAUGAAAAACCAGCUGAGCUGGUCGUUGCUCCUUUUCUAUCUUUGCUAGAGUUUGUUCAGAAAAUAAUAUUUCUUCACUAGAGUCCUACCGGAGUUAUAUUUCUGGGUGCAUCUAAGGUUGUAGAGACAAAUUUGAGAUAGAGACUUUUUUGUUGUUGUUGCUUUUCACCUUGUUUGUGUCAAAAUAAGAACAUUAGCUGACAUGUUUAAAGAAAUACUAAACCAUAUCUUGUGUCCUUACACACACACACACACACACACACACACACACACACACACACACACACACACACA
Sander lucioperca (pikeperch) is the source of this 6950-nucleotide messenger RNA. RefSeq names its product SH3 and multiple ankyrin repeat domains protein 2. Bases 482 to 6157 code for a protein of 1891 amino acids. NCBI's taxonomy places the organism in Eukaryota, Metazoa, Chordata, Actinopteri, Perciformes, Percidae. Gene Ontology annotation, cellular component: postsynaptic density; dendritic spine; postsynaptic membrane. The transcript has 25 exons. Gene Ontology annotation, molecular function: ionotropic glutamate receptor binding; synaptic receptor adaptor activity. The record is from RefSeq and is a predicted model, not a curated record.